This is a messenger RNA of Sceloporus undulatus (fence lizard), 3419 nucleotides long. It is a transcript of the gene SDCCAG8, whose product is annotated as SHH signaling and ciliogenesis regulator SDCCAG8. Bases 250 to 2457 code for a protein of 735 amino acids. The record is from RefSeq and is a predicted model, not a curated record. Gene Ontology annotation, biological process: establishment of cell polarity; neuron migration; tube formation. NCBI's taxonomy places the organism in Eukaryota, Metazoa, Chordata, Lepidosauria, Squamata, Phrynosomatidae. The transcript is spliced from 19 exons. Gene Ontology annotation, cellular component: centriole; centrosome.
CUCUCUCUCUCUCUCUUUGCCCCGCCCACCCUCGACCGGUAAAAGCAGGACCUCCCCUACGAGGGACCGUUUUUUCGGUUGCUAAGCAACGCCCUCCCUCAGGAUCGGCCUGGGAGACCCCUCUCGCCUAUAUUAACCCGACCCUGAAGCCUCUCUGCCUCAGAACGGCGUCAGAAGCAGCGCCGGCGCCAGCGAGAGAGAGGACUGUCCUCCUGCUUCUUCUGAAGAAACUUUUGGCGCUGUGUCCCAAUGGAGGACUCUCCAGAGCCGGCGGCGGUCACGGAAAGGGCCGCUGCGUGCAGCCCCAACUCCUUCCUCCUCAGGGAGGCUGUGGGAGAGCCCGACCUGGAGCAGACUUUGGAGCGGUAUCACCGGAGUCUACGCGACCGUGCUAGUAAAAGCCUCAAUCAACUGAAGCAGGCCUUGGAUGAAAAAGAUAUGGCAAUAGGGGAAGGCACAGCUGUGUUUGACCAAUUGUGUAAUAAUAUAGGCUAUGAAGAAAGUGAGGAGAGAACAUGGCAGGAGCUCCAGUACAGCCAUGCAGUUAAUCAGCUUAAAGCUUUAUUACGACAACAAGAAGAAAAAGAAAGUGAAAUGUCCCCUUCAAGGAGGAGGAGAAUGUCACCCACAAGAACAGCUAAAGCUGCAGAUCAGAGUUUACCUGCCCUUUGUGAUCUUGUACCGAUCGUUCAUGACCAGUCUCAAUAUAUUAACCACCUGGAGGCUGAAGUCAAAUUUUGCAAGGAGGAAAUGUCUGAACUUAAAUCUCGAAUUCAUGUGGUUGUGCUUGAAAAUGAAAAGCUUCAUGAUGAUCUAAAAAUGCUAACAGUGGAGUGCACACUUAGAGGACAAACUCUCCUGGAUACCUCAGCAACUCCUCAAAAUGCCUGUGGUGCUUAUUCUCAUGUUGGCGAAGCUGGUAAAUCGUCAUCUCACAAAAACGAGCAAGCUGCAGUAGCUACAUUAGAGAUUGAUAAAUGGCAACUAGAGCUGGACAAGUUAAAAUGUCUGCAUCAAGAAAGGACAGAAGCACUUGAAGCCCAGGUCCAGUCUUUAAGAAAGCAGUUAGCAGAGUCACAAAAAAACUGUGAAGAACUAACUGGAAGAUUAAGGCAUCAGGAUAUGCUUUCUACAGCAAGUAGUUCCAAUCGGGCUGGUGGCCUUUGCUUAAAAUGUGCACAACAUGAAGCUGUUCUUUCCCAAACUCAUUCAAAUGUCCACAUGCAAACCAUUGAACGACUGACAAAGGAGAAAGAGGAAUUACUAGCAGCCCUUUCUUCACUGAGAAUAAAUCUAAGUGAAAUGCAGAGAAGGGAAUGUAGUGCUUAUGAACAAGUGAAGCAAGCUGUACACAUGACUGAAGAAGCCAAUUUGGAAAGAACUAAGGCUUUUGUUCAGUGUGAACAACUUAAAAAUGAAAUGGAGAGACAGAGGAAUCGUCUUGAAAGGGAGUUAGGAAUCCAGCUAGAUAAGAGGGCCCAAGAGCGAGAAGCAGUACGUGAAGAAAUGAAGAAAGAAAAAGAGAAUUUAUCAUCCAUGGUGAUGUCUUUAUCUCAGAAUGUUGCUAGUCUAGAGGCUCAGGUUGACAGGAUUACCAGAGAGAAGAUCUCAUUAGCAAGUCAACUGGAGGAAGCUCAUAAUCAAAAUGCUUCUCAUGAAAUGGAGAUUAAUAAGGUGUGUGGAGAAAUACGUUAUCAAUUGAAUCAGACCAAAAUGAAGAAGGAUGAGGUAGAAAAGGAACACAGAGAGUAUAGAACAAAAACUAUGAGAGAACUUGAAAUUAAAGACCAGGAAAUAGUGAAAUUACAAGCAGAGUUUAAUCAAAAUAAACAACGUUUGGAACAAGCACACCAGGAUAUUGCAGGUGCAAAGGAUGAAUGUCUGAAAUUAACAGAAUUGCUAGGAAAAGCUGAGCACCAACUGCACCUUACCAGGUUAGAAAAAGAGAACAUUCAGCACAGCUUUAGCAAGGAAGCAAAGACCCGAGCCCUUCAGGCCCAGCAGAGAGAACAGGAGCUGACACAGAAGAUGCAGCAAAUGGAGGCCCAGCAUGAUAAAACUGUAAAUGAAUUGGAUGCAUUGCUACGGUCCCAGAAUGUGCUCCUAUCAAAAUUAAAAGAAGAAUGUUGCACUCUGGCGAAGAAGCUUGAAUAUAUUACAGAAAAAAGCAGAUCUGAAAUUGGCCAGCUUAGUCAGGAAAAUGAAUACAUCCAUGACAGACUUGAGAGGAUGCAGAAAAGGAAUGGUGAAUUGGAGGUCCAGUGUGUCCAGCAUGGAAAGAUGCAUGAGAAAAUGAAGCUAAGGUUACACCAGCUUGACAAGCAUUGCCAGACCACUGCCCAACAGUUGGUGGAGCUGCUGAACAAGCAGAAUGAACUAUACAAGGAGAGGCAGGCACUUAAGGAAGAGGUGGACUUCCUGCAGACUCAGUUACCCCAUGAAUCACAGCCAUUAUGAUGAACUGGAGCUUACUUUGAAACUGCAUUCAUUCAGUGAAAAUGCUGACAGGUUACGUUGCUGCAGGAGGACCUGAAGAGCUGCCCAUCCAAAUGAGCCCCUUGGCCAAGAGAGUGCUGCAAUUGUCACUUCCCAGCAUUCCAAUCUGCAGCACCUUAGAAAUGGUUUACUUGGUGCACUACUUGGCUUAAGAGGUAUGUGUUUGAGGGGUGGCAUUGGCAGAAGUAACUAUGAUGAUGGAGCAAUGUCUUUGUGACUACAUUUGAUGAUGGACAGAGGGUUUUUUAAAAAAUAUAUAAAAUCUGAAUUCUCAAAAACAAGAUUAAAAAUAGUGCACAAUAAAAACCAGAAAGCAACAUUGCCAAUUCUUGGAUCUGUUAUGAUUCUAAGACAGGUAGAAUGUAAAUUAAAAAUGCUAAGCUUAUGAGGACAUGCUGAAGUUUUCACACAGUAAGUCAAUAUUCAUGGUACAUAGUUGUUUGCAGUAUGUUUAUUUGUUGGACAUCAUUAAGCACCCACAAAUGAGAAAAUUUAUUUAAAGAAUAUAAACAAAAUAAAUAGUCAUGGUGACCUUUGAAAUGGCUUUAUCGGUGCUGUAAUUUUCCUAAACAGUGUCUGUUUUCAACCAAAACAUCACGAUACCUUUCCUGUCAAACAUACUUAAAAAAAUAUGUUCAUCACCCUUAUACCUCAGCCACUUUUGGUAGUCCAUCAAGGGACAAAGCUAGUAAUGAUAGUAGAAAAAUCAGUUUAAAUACAGGUUUAAACAGAUAAAUCCAAAGAAAGGUGUUCUCUUUUUUCAGGACAAUGCACUUGCUCACAGGGCAGGCAAGAUUAUGGAUAUUUGAAGACUCUGGGGUUUGAGACCAUCCACUCUGUUUACCAGAUCUUGCUCCAUCUGAUGAUUUCCUGCUUCUAGACUUUAGAAAAAGUUUGAAAGGAAGAAAAUUUUCAAAUGAUUC